UACCGCGUGACGCUAGGAUACAAGACGGCCACGAGUCGCGAAUCACGCACAUAAGCAUGAACGCCCGCAGUGGCCUUCCGGCAGUAUAGGUUGGCAGCAAACAACGCUGUCCGUUGGGAACCAUGGCGAAUAUCCGACUGCGGCACAUUGCGCUCUACCCCAAGCGCACGGCUCUCUCCUCCGCACCGUUCAGCUCGCUUUAUUUUUGUCAUCUCAUUCAAGUAAUCCUCUCUGCCGUCUCCUUCCCUCCCUGCAUGUCUGCUCAAGCGCUCAAAGCUAACACGACUAAGAGAGUAGCAAGGAGUGCAGCAGGUACCAUCAAGUCCUCCAGAUUGACUUCUUCGUCAGCAGCAACGGCCGCCAGCACGCUUCAUGUCACCGCAGCCCAACCCACGCAAUGCCUCGCGCCCUCGCCGCCCACACUUCGUCCUAGAAUCUCACCGCUGGCGGUGAGAUAUCUCAGGAAUAAUAGCAGUUGCCCCCCUCAGCAGCGCGGUACCGUGACCGACUUCUAUCAGUGCAUCGCUGAACCGAAAGCACAGCUAGCGGAGGCCCGCCGUCACCAAGAUAGUCAACGACCUUUCCAACCGCAUCUCCGGCUUGGAAUCUGUGAGUCGUCCUAUGUUACUUGGUGGAGACACCCUUACUCGCUUGAUUGGGGCAACAGUGGCCCGCGUUCAGGCUACACCCACGGCUACGGUUCUAGAGGGACUACCCCUGUUCGGCGCAACAGACAUGGGUGGACACCCGACUCGACACUUCGAAAUGCAAGCGAGGACAACACUUGUUUCGGGAAGUGCGUCCCGAACCUCCGAACCUGCAGGAUUUCCGCUCUCUUCACCGUCUAUAUCACCGCGGGGGGAGGGGAGGACGUUCUUGGACAUGGAUCAAUCCCUAGACCAAGUCGCGCAUAGUAUACAGUGGAGGCACGUGGAUGCUACCACUUACUCAAGGUGUGCCUCACUCGCGAUCCGAUCGCCCGCCCCGUGUGACAACGAGCCGUGCAGGUUGUACAAUCAGGGCAAGGGUGGGAAUGAGAAAAGUACCUGCAAGCGACAACGCGUCUGCUUGACCUGCUGUGCGAGCAGGCAUGCCGCUAGC
Messenger RNA from Tilletiaria anomala UBC 951, 1101 nucleotides. RefSeq lists its product as uncharacterized. The record is from RefSeq and is a predicted model, not a curated record. Bases 123 to 914 code for a protein of 263 amino acids. Lineage: Eukaryota; Fungi; Basidiomycota; Exobasidiomycetes; Georgefischeriales; Tilletiariaceae. The transcript is spliced from 4 exons.